CAAUAAAACUGAGGAUUUCUAUUCCUUACUUGCAUGGCAUUCGAACUCAAUUUUCACUUUGGAAACUCCUUUCACCAAUACCAUCGUUGCCUCGAAGCCCCUUAAACAAUGCACACACUACAUGGCCGCCCAUCUCCGAGCAUGGAAGCGUUGCAUGUCACUGGCUCAACGCUGCACCACCAUGCGCCAACUCAAGCCCAUCCACGCCAUUUUCCUCACCCACGGUCUCCACCACAACAACUACGCCCUCAGCAAACUCCUCGCCUUUUGUGCUCUCUCCGAUUCCGGUAGCCUCUCCUACGCUUCGCUCAUCUUCACCCAUAUCCAAACACCCAAUUCCUUUAUCUACAACACUCUUAUCAGAGCCUAUUCCCGUAGCUCACAGCCUCAACUUGCUCUUCAUUACUUUCACCUCAUGUUGAAAGAUUAUGGUAGUAACUUACUAGCUCCCGACAACCACACCUUUCAUUUUGUUCUUUCGGCUUGCGCGAAUGCCAAAUGGGUACUUGCAGGCAAGCAAACUCACAAUUGGGUACUCAAAAAUGGGUUGGUUUUGUUUGAUGGUCAUGUUCAGACUGCGCUUAUUAGAGUUUAUGUUGAGUGUAAGGUUUUGGAUGAUGCAUGCAAAGUGUUUGAUGAAAUUCCUUGUUUAGAUGCUAUUCAGUGGAAUGUUCUUAUGAAUGGCUAUGUUAAGUGUAAUAUGGGUUCUGAGGCUUUGAGGGUUUUUCGGGAUAUGUUGAUGAGUGGAGUUGAGCCUGAUGAAUUUUGUGUAACUACUGUGCUUUCAGCUUGUGCUCAAACGGGGGCGGUUUUGCAAGGGAAAUGGAUUCAUGAGUAUGUUAAGAAGAGGAAUGGGAUGGAAUCAGAUGUGUUUGUGGCGACAGCGCUUGUUGAUAUGUAUACUAAAUGUGGGUGUAUAGACAUGGCUGAGGAAGUCUUUGAGAGGAUGCCUAAAAGGAAUGUGUUUUCAUGGGCAGCCAUGAUUGGAGGAUUGGCAGUACAUGGGUACGCAAGGAAGGCAAUUCAUUGCUUGGAUAGGAUGCAGGUAGAUGAUGGGAUAAGGCCUGAUGGGGUUGUCCUUCUUGGGGUUCUAGUGGCAUGUACACAUGCAGGACUCCAAGAGGAAGGCCAAUUGCUGUUGGAUGACAUGGAAAAUGGAUAUGGUAUUAGACCAAAACAUGAGCAUUAUAGUUGCGUUGUGGACUUGCUAUGUAGAGCAGGUCGAUUGGAUGAAGCACUUCAGCUCAUAAGAAGAAUGCCAAUGAAGCCACUUGCUUCUGUCUGGGGUGCCUUACUGAGUGGUUGUCGAGUUCAUAAUAAUGUUGAUCUUGCAGAGCUUGCUGUUGAAGAGCUUUUAAUGCUAGAAAAUGAUGGAGUAGAAGAAGAUGGAGCUUAUGUUCAGUUGUCAAACAUUUAUUUGGGUGCACGGAGAGGUGAAGAUGCAUGUAGGAUAAGGAGGAUCAUUGGUGAUAGGGGACUUAAGAAAACACCAGGGUGUAGUAUGAUAGAGGUGGAUGGCAAGGUGAAUGAGUUUGUUUCAGGGGAUGUAUCACAUUUGCACAGAGCUCAGAUAUGUGCAAUUCUGGAGCUACUGUCCCUUGAGUUAGUUUAAGAUCCUUGUUAGAACAUGCUGAAGGAUCUGCAGGCAUAUGAUAUGUAUAGUUUUAUGUUGGAAAUCCUUAAAUUAAUGAUACUCCAAUGAUUUCUGUUAAAGCCACAGUGGCAAAUUGAUUAUCAAGAGAUGGAUGGCAACCAUUUGUAUAUGCACAGGAUCCUGAGAGAUUGAAUGGCUUCCACACAACCAUUCACAUGUUAUGCAAUAUAAUUGGCAUCUUGACCUACUAUUGGCAAGCAUUUGGGGAGAAAACUAGAACAACCACUGAAAUCUAUUUUAAUAAUGUUACUUUAUCAUGGCUUUCUAUUUUAGUGGGAUUUCCAUGUUUUCAGAGAUAGUAUCAUGAUGUUUUUCCGUAGGUCAAAAUGGGUCUUGCAAACUCAAAUGACAUAAAAAUUCCACUAAUCAGUGAAGAAUGGUUUAAUUGGCAUUACUUAAAAGUAUCAACACUAAAAUUAGUUAAAAAGGAAAUUUGAAAGUGAUUAUGGUAAUGAAAACGUCCCCAAAAACUGAACAACCAUUGCAGGUGCUUGUGACAGAUUGGGGAAUGCUUACUACUACAUUAAUGCCCUGGUCUGUAACUGAGUGCUGGUGGUUGGUAAAUGCCUUGGAUUGAUGUCCAUAACAUGCGUGGAAGAGGGCACUUACGACCACAUGUUCUCUUCUUCGAGGCUGUAUUGUAGAUUUGUUACCCGAAACUUCCACCAUUAUCACAGAAUCAUUUAUUCAUUCAAACAUAAUUUUGGGGAUCAAGCUUGUUGGAGCAACACAUUGUCAAAGGAACAGGAACAGGAACAGGAACAGAGGUUCUGUUUCCUAUAAGCUAGGAACAUUUGUUUUUUUGUUCAGUAACAGGAUAGGAACUAAAGGACCCUGAUACCUUCAGAAAAAGGCCCAAGUACUUAAUUUCACACCCAAAAUUUUUCCCCCUGCGGCAGCUGUAGGCAGAACAAC
Molecule: messenger RNA, 2569 nt
Organism: Quercus lobata
Lineage: Eukaryota; Viridiplantae; Streptophyta; Magnoliopsida; Fagales; Fagaceae
Product: pentatricopeptide repeat-containing protein At3g28660-like
Exons: 2
Coding region: 122-1612 (496 amino acids)
Biological process (GO): RNA modification
Molecular function (GO): protein binding; RNA binding
Source: RefSeq, a predicted model, not a curated record